AUGGACUCACCCUGGACUCACUCUGGACUCACCAUGAACUCACUCUGGACUCACCAUGAACUCACUCUGGACUCACUCUGGACUCACUCUGGACUCACCAUGAACUCACUCUGGACUCACUCUGGACUCACCAUGAACUCACUCUGGACUCACUCUGGACUCACCAUGGACUCACCCUGGACUCACUCUGGACUCACUCUGGACUCACUCUGGACUCACUCUGGACACACCAUGGACUCACUCUGGACUCACUCUGGACUCACCAUGGACUCACUCUGGACUCACCAUGGACUCACUCUGGACUCACUCUGGACUCACCAUGGACUCACUCUGGACUCACUCUGGACUCUGGACACACCAUGGACUCACUCUGGACUCACCAUGGACUCACUCUGGACUCACUCUGGACUCACUCUGGACUCACCCUGGACUCACCCUGAACUCACCCUGGACUCACCCUGGACUCAGUCUGGACUCACUCUGGACUCACUCUGGACUCACUCUGGACUCACCCUGGACUCACUCUGGACUCACCAUGGACUCACCCUGGACUCACUCUGGACUCACUCUGGACUCACCAUGGACUCACCCUGGACUCACUCUGGACUCACUCUGGACUCACCCUGGACUCACCCUGGACUCACCCUGAACUCACCCUGGACUCACCCUGGACUCACUCUGGACUCACUCUGGACUCACUCUGGACUCACUCUGGACUCACCCUGGACUCACUCUGGACUCACCAUGGACUCACCCUGGACUCACUCUGGACUCACUCUGGACUCACUCUGGACUCACCAUGGACUCACCCUGGACUCACCCUGGACUCACUCUGGACUCACUCUGGACUCACUCUGGACACACCAUGGACUCACCCUGGACUCACCCUGGACUCACUCUGGACACACCAUGGACUCACUCUGGACUCACCCUGGACUCACUCUGGACUCACCAUGGACUCACUCUGGACUCACCAUGGACUCACUCUGGGACUCACUCUGGACUCACCCUGGACUCACUCUGGACUCACCAUGGACUCACUCUGGACUCACCCUGGACUCACUCUGGACACACCAUGGACUCACUCUGGACUCACCAUGGACUCACCCUGGACUCACCCUGGACUCACUCUGGACUCACCCUGGACUCACUCUGGACUCACCCUGA
Messenger RNA from Knipowitschia caucasica, 1167 nucleotides. NCBI's taxonomy places the organism in Eukaryota, Metazoa, Chordata, Actinopteri, Gobiiformes, Gobiidae. The record is from the annotation of a GenBank genome assembly.